This is a messenger RNA of Candidula unifasciata, 1437 nucleotides long. Lineage: Eukaryota; Metazoa; Mollusca; Gastropoda; Stylommatophora; Geomitridae. The record is from the annotation of a GenBank genome assembly.
AUUACACCCAGUAUAAAACCACUUGUUUAUGAGACGACGGUAAAACAAGGCCCUGAGCCGGGUGUUGGAACCUGGGGUUUCACACUGGAUCCCGUAGCAGGCAACACGACCGUUAGCAUUAAAGUCACUUCUCAAGGUGUUUCUCUAACACUCACGGAUGUCAUUUUUGGCGAUGUCUGGAUUUGCUCUGGACAAUCCAACAUGGCGUUUACAGUUAUAAUGAUGUACGGCGCUGCUGAAGAACUAGAGGAUGCCCACAACUAUCCACUGAUCCGAUUGAUGACAGUGGAAAACGCCAACUCCACAACCCCUUUGUAUGAUCUUGCUGAGAUUAAACAGUCUUGGACAACACCAAGCAACGUGAGUCUAGGAGGCCCAAUCUGGACAUAUUUCUCCGCUGUGUGUUGGCUCUAUGGGAAAGCCAUACACAGAGCUCUGGGCUACCCUAUUGGCCUCGUAGCUACGUCGUACGGCGGAACACCAGUGGAAGCCUGGUCGUCUCAUCAGUCACUCGCCAGAUGUGGCGUGGAUAAGGAGAGACAUUACACAGAAGAUGAAAUUUCUUUUUCAAACAAACCUCUUGAACAUUCUUUCGAGAACCACCAUAAAUUACCACAAGAUCGACUAGGAGGUCCUUCAAACAAUUCUGUUUUAUGGAAUGCGAUGGUCUAUCCGCUUCUCGGAAUGACGAUCAAAGGUGCUAUUUGGUAUCAAGGUGAAAGUGAUGCAUCCGGGACGAGGUUAGUCCAUUACAAUUGUACUUUCCCAUCGAUGAUCAGAGACUGGCGUCAGAACUUCCACAACUUUUCCAACGGAGAAACAGAUCUUGAAUUCCCGUUCGGGUUUGUGCAGCUGGCUGGGUAUCGACCUAACUCAACUACAACCAGGGGGUUCCCCGAUAUCAGAUGGCAUCAGACGGCCGACCAAGGCUACGUGCCAAAUAACGACAUGCCCAAUGUCUUCAUGGCGGUCGCCAUGGACCUUCCAAAUUUCAAUUCCACCUAUGGCCCAAUACAUCCCCAGUACAAGAAAGAAGUAGCAGACAGACUGGCUUUGGGUGGACUUUCGGUUGCCUAUGGACGCAACCUAGUUUAUCAAGGUCCCUUUCCCGUGAGACAAGAAGUAACCUCAAGUGGGGUUGUCAUUUCAUACGGCAACACCUGGAACGUUACAGUUCGAACACCAGAUGGCUUUGAGCUUUUGUGUGUCAGAGGUACAAGAAGCACAUGGACAAAAACACAAAUUGUCUCGAACAAUCAGACUUCGGUAAUCCUGGGGCUGACGUGCAGUGCAGGACAACAGGUUACCAGUGUACGAUAUGCCUGGAAGGAAACGCCGUGUGACUUCAAGAAAUGUGCCAUUUAUGAAACUACAAAUGAACUGCCUGGUCCACCAUUUUUGUUGAACAUUUCAGCCGACGAUAAUAUUACCAGUUAA